AUGGUGCACACCUACAUAGUUCCAGUGAAGCGUGACAUUCAGGAAAAUGAUGAGGAAGCAGUUCAGGUCAAAGAGCAAAGCAUCCUUGAACUGGGGUCUCUUCUGGCGAAGACUGGACAAGCUGCAGAGCUUGGAGGACUCCUGAAGUAUGUACGACCCUUCUUGAAUUCUAUCAGUAAGGCUAAAGCUGCCCGCCUGGUCCGAUCGCUUCUUGAUCUGUUUCUUGAUAUGGAAGCAGCUACAGGGCAGGAGGUUGAGCUGUGUUUAGAAUGCAUUGAAUGGGCCAAAUCAGAGAAAAGAACUUUCUUACGCCAAGCUUUGGAGGCAAGACUGGUGUCUUUGUACUUUGAUACCAAGAGGUACCAGGAAGCGUUGCAUUUGGGUUCUCAGCUAUUGAGAGAGUUGAAAAAGAUGGAUGACAAAGCUCUUUUGGUGGAAGUACAGCUCUUGGAAAGCAAAACAUACCAUGCCCUGAGCAAUCUGCCGAAAGCCCGAGCUGCCUUAACCUCUGCUCGAACCACAGCAAAUGCUAUCUACUGCCCCCCUAAACUUCAGGCCACCUUGGACAUGCAGUCAGGUAUCAUCCAUGCAGCAGAGGAAAAGGACUGGAAAACUGCAUACUCAUACUUCUAUGAGGCUUUUGAGGGUUAUGACUCCAUCGAUAGUCCCAAGGCCAUCACAUCUCUGAAGUACAUGUUGCUGUGCAAAAUCAUGCUCAACACACCAGAAGAUGUCCAGGCUUUGGUGAGUGGGAAGCUUGCACUUCGGUAUGCAGGGAGACAGACAGAAGCAUUAAAAUGUGUGGCUCAGGCUAGCAAGAACAGAUCGUUGGCGGAUUUUGAAAAGGCCUUGACAGAUUACAGAGCAGAGCUCCGGGAUGACCCAAUCAUCAGCACACACUUGGCCAAGUUGUAUGAUAACUUACUGGAACAGAAUCUGAUCCGAGUCAUUGAGCCCUUUUCCCGAGUACAGAUUGAACAUAUAUCUAGCCUCAUCAAACUCUCUAAGGCUGAUGUGGAAAGGAAAUUAUCACAGAUGAUUCUUGACAAGAAGUUUCAUGGGAUUUUGGACCAGGGUGAGGGUGUCCUGAUUAUAUUUGAUGAACCCCCAGUAGAUAAAACUUAUGAAGCUGCUUUGGAAACAAUUCAGAACAUGAGUAAAGUAGUGGAUUCCCUCUAUAACAAAGCCAAGAAAUUGACAUAGAGUUGGAUCUGUAGCGGUUCUUUGGAGAGUGUGUGUGGCGGGAGAGUGAAACCUUGGGGGAAAGUGCUAGGAGUUUCUUUUUUCUUUUUGUUCUACUUUUCGCUUGGAAAGUUUUUAAAUCCUCAUUUGGUGCAUCUGUAUUCCAGCCAAUCGGUGUGCCAGUUUUCAUGUAAUCUUUACUGGCCCAACUUGGGAGUGGGGAAAUUGCUUUAAAAAAAAAAAAAAAAAAAAAAAAAAAAAAAAAAAAAAAAAAAAAAUUUAAAAUAAAAGGAACAAAGGCUUACACUACCUAAAGCUGUGCUCUCUGCCUCCUGGGAGAGGGCUGCAAAGCCAGGCACCACCACGGGGUCCUGAUCCACCCGUUGGGCGUCACCUCUCCUCUUCAGAAUUGGGUGUUUGCUGACCAUCAAAAGCAAUGACUUUUUAUUCUGUUUGUACUGAACCAAAACAACAACUGUGUAUAGACUGCUGUUUUCUUUUUAUUUGAAAUGAGGCGUUUUGGUGUUCUCUCCCCUGCCAUUCGGCCUGUCUGCCUGUCCCUCUCCCUCCUGACACGGCUCCCACAGAAGAGCUGAAGGUCCCACAGCCGCCGCUGCCACCGCCGCCACAGCCACAGCAGCAGCAGCAGCAGCAGCAGCAGCAGCUGCACGGCUCCACUCUGGCCUGCAAAGGAGAGGACAAGAUCAGGAGCUGGUGCCACCAUGGCCACAGGGAGCAGUGUGGGCCCUCAGCCCCCAGGGGGCCUGUUGUGCAUGUGGCUUUUUUUUUUUU
Fukomys damarensis (Damara mole-rat) is the source of this 1974-nucleotide messenger RNA. It is a transcript of the gene Psmd11, whose product is annotated as proteasome 26S subunit, non-ATPase 11. Bases 1 to 1203 code for a protein of 400 amino acids. Gene Ontology annotation, cellular component: proteasome regulatory particle, lid subcomplex. Gene Ontology annotation, molecular function: protein binding; structural molecule activity. Gene Ontology annotation, biological process: ubiquitin-dependent protein catabolic process. The transcript has 15 exons. The record is from RefSeq and is a predicted model, not a curated record. NCBI's taxonomy places the organism in Eukaryota, Metazoa, Chordata, Mammalia, Rodentia, Bathyergidae.